Molecule: messenger RNA, 690 nt
Organism: Peronospora belbahrii
Lineage: Eukaryota; Oomycota; Peronosporomycetes; Peronosporales; Peronosporaceae
Source: the annotation of a GenBank genome assembly
AUGGGGGCGGCGUUAUCGACGAAAAAGUUUUUAGCAACACCACUGACACAGCAGUGGAAAUUCCCAUUCGUGGUGAAUCCGCGCUUUUGCCGGCAGCGCGUCACGACAUUCGAGCUCUCGGACAAUUUUUGGAUGCACGCCAUUGAUAUUAAUGGCUACGCCGUACGUGAUAUUGAUACCAAUCGCGUUUUAUUUCGCGUCAUGCCCACCAUUGGCGGUGAAGUGUCAGACGGAUGGACAAAGUGGCUGGUGGAUGAAUACGGUAUUCCAGUGGCUCAUAUGACACAACGAGAUCAUCCUGGAGCAGCGGCCUACGAUGUUUGUAUAGGCAAUCGUCGUCAGCCCGAGCCAAAAGUGCUUACGACUUUUGUGAUCAAUUUUGUGUCGAAUAGAAGUGAUCCGCUGCUAGCAGAGGUGGACGACCCGCACUCAGGAGGUAAAAGUCGCGUUGGAUGCCAUGGCACGUGGCGACAACGAGCUGCAGUGUUGUAUUUUGAAAGAGGACGUGGAGGGCAAAAGGAAUCUAUCGCUAAGGUGUAUCGUCCAGCAAGUAAUAGGAUGACAAUGUGUGGAGGCAAUACAUACCAUGUGGAGAUAGCCAUUGGAGUAGACAUGGCUCUCGUAUUGCUCAUCUGUGCAGCUAUGGACGGUGCCAAUGCGCAUCGUUACAAGGCGCAAAGACAUUUGUAG